GUGAUGAUGAUGAUGGCUGUAACUUGACCUUGCAUCCUAAAUAGCGGUGGGUGACAAUGGUGUCAUGUCUAUUAAUACUUUAUCGAUAUUUAUAAGGCGUGCAGACGCGGCGGUGCAGAGGUCAGUCCCACCAGCGCCAAGUCAACAACGAAAGGGAGGAUGCCAGCGGUGCGCCAUGAGCACUGUGAGCGCUGUUUCAGUGCCCACUGCCAGGUUCCGCCGUGGAUCUCCAUCGGCUGCUUGGUGGUCAAGUGUCCCAAUAACUGCGGCGCCGCUCUCCACGCAUGCAAGGAAGAGGAGCACCUCCUUCUGUGUCCCAACGAGACAGUGGCCUGCCUCAACGCCGGCUAUGGCUGCCCGCUCGCCAUGCCUCGCCACAGGCGGGCCCAGCACUUGGAGGUGUGUCCCGCCAGUGUGGUCAGUUGCUCUCAGGAGUGGAACCGCUGGCCUGUUCCCGACACAGACUCUACCUUCUACAAGAAUGUGUCAGAUCCCAGCCAUCCCCACCUUGAUGUUGCUUUGGCUCUGAGGGAUCAAGAGCUGCUCUUUGAGUCCAUCAAGAUGAAGAACAUCUUCCCUGAAUUUACAGAAGCGAACGCCGACAACUUAGAUGUUGGUGUCUUUGGGGAUGAGGGUGAGUCUUCCCGUUCUUUAGUCUCUGGUGGUCCACAAAAUGUUUGCGCAUUGAUGCGAGAAGAGGAAGUGGAGGACAGAGAGAGCGAUGCCUUGACCAAAAGCAAGGAAGUGGAUGGCCUGGAGAACUACAUGUCCUGGGAGAGGAUCUUCAAGAAGGAAAUGAACGGGUGCGACCAGACCACCAAAAAUGUCAGAAGGGAUGAAAGAGAGAAGAGAGAAAGUUCUGCUUCUUCCAGUAUGACCGGGGAAACAGGCCUGGCGCCGUGGCAGGAUGGGGUCCUGGACCGGUUGGGCAAGGAGGCCAACAUGGCGGAGUAUAACAUGUAUUUGGUGCACAACGGCGCCAUGCUCAUCAACUUUGGCCAACUUGCUGCCUGCACCCCGAGGGAAAAGGAUUUCGUCUACGGCAACCUAGAACCCAUUGAGGUCAAGACCAUCCGCUCCUUCAACGUUCCCACCAGCUAUCGAGCCAAGCGCUGCCACCUGAAGGACCCCAGUCGCAAGGCCCAGAUCUCCCACCAAUGUGUUGACACGGCAGAUUUGGGUCUCUCCCUUGAAGACCUCCCAAAGAGCGACGAGGUCAGGUCUACGCUGCUGUGCUGCCUGGAGAAAGAACUCAAAGGCCAUUUGAUCUCAGAGAGCACCAGCACAGACGCCCUGUACGUUGACAUCGGGACGCAAACGUAUAACUUCAGUUCGGCACCUUUCCAAGCCGAGGCCUCGCUUGCAGAUGUUAUCGCGGGAAAACCUCGCUGUCUGUACGUCCGGACAGAAACAGAAUCUGUCACCAGGAGACACAACAAGACCAGCUCAGCCUUCAGCUACAAGUGCGGCCUCUUCUUCCGCCGGGAUGAAUACCGAUCUCACUUCAGGAAUGUGCACUCUGACAUCCAGGCCGGUCUGGACGGCUGGCUACAGCAACGGUGCCCGCUGGCAUACCUUGGCUGCACUUUUGCCCAGAACAGACUUCAACCCGCCGGUCAACAAGCGGAGGUCAAAUAUCACCACGGUGUCAACAAGGUGGUCAUCCGGCCAGAUGUCCCCUCAGGACUGCUUGAAGCUGUCAAAACCUCUCGCCACCCUGACCCCCUCAGCUGCCUGCCCCUGGAGAUCUUGCAACACGUUGCCAGAUACCUCGACACUUUCACUCUGUCGCAGCUGUCACAGGUUUCACGUCUCAUGAGGGAGGUGUGCGCCACCUUGUUGCAGGCCCGAGGGAUGGUUUCCCUCAAGUGGGAGAAGAAGACGUAUUCCCAUGGGGGCAGCUCCUGGAAGAGUCGGAAGAAAGUUUGGGAGUUCAGCUCGCUCUUUUCCCCCGUGAAGCGGUGGAGCUUCCGUGACACGCCCUCCAUGGCGGAGCACCUCCACACGUGCUGCUUCUACCAACGGGAGACACGCACCCAGCCCGUGGCUUUAAGAGGCCUGCCAGAGGUCAGCAGAGAGGAUCAAAGAUCAUUUUCACUCUGGAACUCAUGCUCCCUGUAGGGAAAUGCACCGUAUUAUUAUUAUUAUCAUCAUUAUCAUCAUUGCUAUUAUUAUUAUGUUACUUUCAAUUUACAGCUUUUGGUUAUUAUAUACUAUUUUCAUUAUAAUAUCAUCUAUAAACUGAGUGGUAUCUAAUAUUUUGUCCUCUAAAGUAACCAAAUAUUCAAUAAAUAUAAAUAAAACAUACAUUGAAUAAAUAUAAAAUUAAAUAAAAACUUUAUGAUGAGAUGCUGUUAUGCACAAUUGUCAAUUACAACCACAAUAGUAAUCAUAUUGGUAAAUGAUGAAUAUGAGGAUGAUUAUCUUUGUGUUGUUCCUACAGUCUGGACACAUAAUAUACAUAAAUUCUAAAAAAUAAAAUAUUUGACUUAAUUAAUUAAAUAAAAAAUGAUGAAUGAAGUAUUUAUUCAAGUAAUAAUAAAAUGAUGAUAAUUCAAAUGAAUACAUGUAAUUAAAAUAAGAUGUGCAUCUCUCAGGUUGCCUGACACUGCCACCUGCUGGUAAAACGUUAAAUUGCCCGAACAUACUGAGUGAAGAUGGCCAUGAUAGUUUUUAUGAUGACAUUGUACUUGUAAAUAAAAUGUUAGUUUAUUGAUGGGAUGAGGUCACAGGUCAUCUGCAGCGCGUGUUGCAGACGCCUGAGGGUUGCGCAGCUUGUCGAUGACCUCGGACAGCAUCUUGUUGCAAAGCGCCGCGUAAGGAUUCAACAUCACCGCCUGCUGCCGGGCAAACUCGCUCCCCAGGGCCGCCGCCUUCUGGAAGUCCGCCCGGGCCUCGUCAUCCUGCCGCGCCAGCCUGCGCAGGAGGCCUCGCUGCACCAGCGCCUGGCAGGCCGUCCGUCCUCGGCCCCCGCUCAGGGAGAUGGCGCUGUCCAGGUCCUCCAGCGCUCCUGAGAGCAGAGGAGAAGAACUUUCACACUUCAGCCAUUCUUUGUCACUAAUUCCAUAUUCCACUGCGUGUGUUUGGGAGCAGCAGCAACUACGCAACACAUUUCCACACACUACCAUCCCCAACCACAUCCAGCAGGUGGCACCACACCUCUAAUAAUAUCAAUAAAAUGCGAUAAAUAUUAAUAAUCACACGUGCAUUGAAGAAAGGAACGUAUUGAAAGGCAUAAACUCACUGAUUUAAAAAAAAAUAUAAAUAUAAUUGUAAUAAUAAUUAAAAAAAAUAUGAAUAUGAAAUUCACUGCAAUUAUUUCAUUUAGAAAUACAGACAAAACUAUCAGUCACUAGCAGUAAGGAGACGUCAUGAUUUAAAGCCUACUUCUUUAUUAUCUGACAGAAAAAACCUUUAAAGUCAAUUUUAAAUUCAUUAAUUUUCCUUACAGUGUAACCGUAAUAAUAAUAUAUUCGGUGACAUUAAACUGUAAAUAUAUAUUUUAGUUUAUAAUUUUAUCAUAAUUUUUCUUCACUGACUGGCCAAGAUGUGAUUAAAAUUAGUAAACUAUUUUGUGUGA
Molecule: messenger RNA, 3580 nt
Organism: Dunckerocampus dactyliophorus (ringed pipefish)
Lineage: Eukaryota; Metazoa; Chordata; Actinopteri; Syngnathiformes; Syngnathidae
Product: F-box only protein 40
Exons: 3
Coding region: 160-2121 (653 amino acids)
Cellular component (GO): cytoplasm
Molecular function (GO): zinc ion binding; ubiquitin protein ligase activity; protein binding
Source: RefSeq, a predicted model, not a curated record